Messenger RNA from Suillus bovinus, 1728 nucleotides. RefSeq lists its product as uncharacterized. Lineage: Eukaryota; Fungi; Basidiomycota; Agaricomycetes; Boletales; Suillaceae. The transcript is spliced from 3 exons. Bases 204 to 1268 code for a protein of 354 amino acids. The record is from RefSeq and is a predicted model, not a curated record.
CGAUGUAAGCCGUGCAGCACUUGGACUUCCACACUCAACUGACCAAGAACUUCCACGACGAUUCUGCUCCCUCUCAAACCGCGAACUCCUUCUCAGACGCUAAAACUGGCACAACAACGCGAUUGAAAUCAACUUACGUAAUAUAUAAGUUUCCAAGCUGUACGCACACAGAGUGCCUGACGCUUACCUGCCAACACCUCUAUAUGGCCAUGGACUCAUCACUAGAUCUAAACGGUUUGGCAAAGUCUCUACCAGCAGCAAACCUCGAGAAAGCCGAGAAGGACUUGUUGAACAACUUUAAAGCUGCUGCGCUAAGUAUAACGACCCUUUAUCGAUCCUCAAGGCAUGCAUCCAAACGUGCUUACAACGCAGGAUAUGCUACGGCCUGCCAAGAUCUCAUGUCUAUGAUCCAACAGGGCGUUUCUACAGGUGGUGUAGCACUAUCUGGGUCAAGCAACCCACCCGGAGAUGUGAUGACGAUCGGGCGAAUCAUGGACUGGAUUGAAGCUAGAAUGGAGGCUGUGAAGGCUCGCGAAGAAGAGGAGGAUGAGGAUGAAGACCGUGAAAAAGAAAAAGAAAGAGUAAGAGGGAGCGUCCCUGCAAGCCGCCCCGACAUAAACAAGGACUCCACUCCCCGUCAUUUUUUUUCCGGGGACACUACGAGGGACACUGUACAUUCAGGUCCCUCUUCUUCCCGUCUGGAACAGCACACUGCUGCUCCAGCGCCUUUGACUCCGCAUUCCCCUUUUACAGUUAACAUAACCAAUGUUUCCAACAGACAAACUUCGCCUACGCCAUCCGCUGUGCCACCCGCGCGCCAAUCAAGCCACCCAUAUGCAGGGCAACGCCCAUCCAAGUCCCGUGCCUCAGGCACCAAGAAAGACAUCCCCGAAACAUUCUCCAUCGGCCCACCUAUCACAGCGUGUCUUACCCCGUCAGAGAAUAUAUUCCGCACGUCUCCUGUCACUACUGCAACAUCUGUUACAGGAGACUCUGCAUUCGCCGACUAUACCGCUGGCGCUAAGCGUCGUCAUGCUGUCAUGAUGAUGCUCGAUUCCACCACUACUUCAGGCGCUACCGAGUCAUCUUCACAAGGAAGUAGCGUCUCAUCAACAAUCACAUCCGGCUCUGGAAAUACCAGACGCCGAACGCGGAGCUCACGGACGUCUGUCCUUAGCACCAGUCAUACACAGACCCAAAACAACUUGGGGGAUGCCAUGGACGUAGAAGAUGAAGGACGAGAACGAAAGCGAGUGGCUAGACGGUGACAACCACAGAAUUAGAAGUCAUAAAGGUAGGUAUGACCUUUAAGUGUAUGUCAUAAGGUCGCACUGUUUUUCUAUCCCAUUCUCACACCAUCCUUUGGCAUCUAAUUUAACACACUUCUGAUCUUCCGUUUGUAUUGCUCACCCUACACGAGUUCUGUAUGUACGCUUGAUUUCAAGUGAUACCAAUUUUUGUUUGGCGAUCAUUUUAUCCCCAUUACUGUUUUACAUUAAUAUAUGCGGUGGUUUAUGGUUUACGUAGCAGGGCUGAAAUAUCAUAAAGGAGAACACAUCUCAAUCCACCGUAACUGUUACAGCCGUUGGCGUUAUUCUGCGACUCAUCUCCACCUUCCUCGACUUGUUUUGUACACCCAGAACUUGGCUCUUAUACCCUUCCGAAUCAUCAGUCUUGUCAUCACAAUCAAAUAUGCGCGUACUCACUAUCCGCUCAAAGACUCCUAUU